This is a messenger RNA of Paramecium pentaurelia, 3636 nucleotides long. NCBI's taxonomy places the organism in Eukaryota, Ciliophora, Oligohymenophorea, Peniculida, Parameciidae. The record is from the annotation of a GenBank genome assembly.
AUGACUCAUGGUAUCAAUUAUAAUAUAAUUGUUUAGUACUUUAUUUUGGAAAGAUUUUCGCAAAUCUGCAGACUGAAAACCUAAGGAGUCAAUAAUAAAUGUAUGAAAUUGGUAUAAACAGAAAAGAUUAACGAGAGUUUGUUUACCAGAGAAUGUGUUUUCGAAUGACUAAACAAAAUAGAACAAAGGAGGUGAAUAAUAAGUUGCAUUUGUAAAGGUGAUUUGCAAAGAGAACAUGGUGUUUUUACUUGAUCGUAUACUUUGUGUAUAGAAUUAGAUAAAUCUGAAAUGUGGGCAUUUGGUGCAUCUAAUGAGGGAUAAUUAGGUUUACGUAUAGCUGGUCUAGUGUAUCCAGUAAAUAUAUCAUAAGUGAUGGAUACAAAAAUAAAAUAUGUAACAGCAACUUAGAACUUUGUAUCAGUGUACACUAUGAAAAAUAGACUAUAUGUUUGGGGGAAAACAGAUGAAUUGAAUUUUGGAGAUUGUACAAAAUAAAAGAAAGUAGAGUUUAGUAAGACUAUAGAUAGAAGGUAUGAAUUCUAGUGUUAUGAAAUUUCAACAUUGAUUUAAGGGAAUGGAAUAUAAGAAAAAAAAAAUGAAUUAUAACAAAUGCAAUCAAGUUUAAAUAAACUAUAUUUAUUAACUAAUCAAAGUUUAUACUUGAUAUCUAAUUAAGUAAUAUAGGUUAUGUAAAAUUUCAUUGGUUUAGCAUGUAAUUAGAAUCAUGUAUUGGCUUGGGAUAUUGAAGGAAGAGUAUGGAGUUGGGGUUCAUAAUCAGAUGGUAAAUUAGGAUAUAUGAAUUUUGAAUAAUCAGAAUAAAUAUAACCAAAGAUGGUUGAGAAUUUGACAAAUAGGAUUAUUUAAUGUGCUUGUGGAUUAAAUUAUAGUAUAGCAUUAGAUGUAAAAGGAGAUAUUUAUGGAUGGGGAAAAGGUCCAUUUAAAAUUGAAUUAUUGAAAGCAACUUAACCUACUAAACUUAUAGAAAAAAAUAAAUCAUUUGUAAAAGUAAUAGCAGGUGAUGAUCAUUUUGGUGCAUUAGAUAUGAUUGGUCAAUUAUAUGUUUGGGGUUUAAAUAAUAACAAUUGUUUAGGAUAAAUGGAUGAAGAAGUAUAGAAACCAACACCUUUUGAAUUGAGUGGACUCAAAGUUAUUGAUGUAAGUAUGGGACCUACUUGUACAGUUCUUAUUGUUCCAUCUGGUAGAUUAUAGAAAUUACCAAAUCUUAAUUUAGAUUCCUUUACUAGUUAAUAAAAGAAAUGUUUUAUAGAAGAAGCAAGUUUGAUUAGAGAUUUUACUGAAAGAAGAAAUAGAUAAACUUUAAUGUAAAUGCUAACUCCUAGUCAGAAUAAAUAAUUAAAUAAACCAGAUGAUAAAGAAUAUGACAAAGCCAAUGAAUUAAUACAUAGAAUGUAAUUGAAAUUGGAUUCACCUAGAAUUAAACCAACAUUUAAUUCUACUCAUAUUUCUAAUUCUCUAUUCAGUAAUAAUGAACUUUCUAAUAGAACUAUGAGAUCUCCUAUUUCUUUUGAUAAUGUUUAAAGUAAAUUACAUAAAUUAGAAAAUAAUAAUCCUCUUUAUUUACCUAUUCUACCUAGAUUUCAAAUGACUUAAAUCUUAAAAGAAGAUGAAAUCAAUCUGGACUUUCUUAUAUAAACAGAUGAUGAUGAACUUAAAUAUCGUUAUAUAUAAUUAGUAAAAGAUAAUUCAGAGGAUUAAGUACUUAUGUAAUUAUUAGAUGAAUAAAAUAUUAAAAAAAAUCAUACUAUUUAAACUGCCAGAAAUUAAGUCAAAACAUUUAAAUAAUAAAGUGAACCUAAAAUUAUCAAAUUUAAUGAUAAAUAUGAUAAAUUAGAUCCUAAUUUACUUGAAAAUGUUAAAAAAGAAUUAGCUGAAAUUAGUAAAGAAAGAUGGAAAUAAUAUUUAAAAAAAAGAAAAAUUAGAGAAAACAAAAUUAAUAUGUUAAAAACUAAAUUUUAAAUGACAAAAUUAGAAUAAAUGUCUAAAGAAGAAUAAAUUGAAUCAAAUCGUUUAUAAGCUGUUGAAAAAAAUGUUAAAGUUUAAUACACUAUUUUAAGAAAAGAAGAGAGACUUAAAACUAAAUUAGAAGGACUUUAAUAAUAAUUACAUGAAAAUUCUACUGAAUUUUAAAUCAAAAAGAAAACUGAAAUGAAAAAAGAAGUUGCUAAAUUCUUUGCUUUCUUAUAAUUAUUAUAGUAUUUUAAUUUUGAAGCAUGUUGUCAAAUGUUUGAAGAAGCUGCCUAUCGUGGUUUAUAGAAAAAAAGAUUAUUAUUCUAAGCAAAUAAUAAAGCAAAGAUUAUUCAAAAAGCUGUAAGAAGAAGAAAUAUUAUUAAAAUGAUUAACAAUAAUUUAGGAGAAAAACCAAAAAAAAUUCUACUCUCCUUUAUCUUUCGUAUUAGAAUGUCCAUCAGAAUCAAAAAAAGAAGAGCUUUACUAAGAAAAUUAAAUCUAUUUUAAUAAAAAAAUUAAUUAUUUCUUAAAGUUCGUAUAAGUUUAAACAUUAUGAUGAAAUCUACAAAAAAUAUUCAAUCAUUUUGUAAAUAUUACAAUCAAACUAUUAAAAUUUAAUUAAGUUACUUAAAUUAUAAAUGGGAUGAAUAUUUAAAAUAAGAAUUUAAAGGCCUUAUUAUUGAUAAAGAUAAAGAAGACUAAAAAUUAAAUCAAUUAUAAUUUCUUAAUGAAAAAUAAAUACAAAUUAUGAAAUAAUUAUCUUAUCCUUAUAAAUCUAAUAAAUAACUUAUUAAGGAAUUGUUACUCAAUAAAAAACCUAAAUUUAAAGUUGAUAUACUUAGAAUCAAUAUAUUAAAAAGAAUUCCAGGGUUUCAAUCUUAAGAAGAUGAAAUUAAAGAUAGAGAAAUCAGAACUAAUUUUAAUACUGUUUUAUUACCAUAUACUAAAUAUGUUGAAAACAUAAUUAUUCCCUAAAAUUAUAGAAUUAGAUUUGAUUAUUAAGAAAUAUAAUUAUUAAAUGUGCUUGAUAAAGUCAAUCUAGAAGAAGCUAAACUUAAAAUGGAAUUAUUGUAAACAUAUCAGAGGAUUUAAAGAAAAGAUUACAUUCAAUAAUGUAGAAAUGUAUAUAUAUAAUAAUUCUUUCUCUUAGUAUUUUUAAGCACUUUGUGAUUUUAAAUAAAAGAAUAAGGUUUUAAUAGGAACUGAAAGAAUUAAAAUGAUGACUAAAUUGGGUUCAGAUGAAGUUAAGUAAUUGAAAUAGAAGGAUGAACUUGAGUAUAGAAUUAUAGCAUAAAAACGAGAGAUUAAUAUGAAAAGAAGUAAAAUAAAAUUAUAUAGUUUUUAGUAAGAAUAUUUGAUAGUGCUCUUAAAGAGAAUAUUUUUGAGAAAAUAAAAGCAUUUCAAUAAGAUAACUAUCCCUUUUAAUUAUUAACUUAUAAAUUAGUUGUAGCUUAUAGUAAAAUUGAACCUCCUAAAUUAACAAUGGAACUUAGCUAUAAAGAAUGGGUUCGCUUAUUUAAGAACUAUCAUACAGAUUUUAAAAUUAGAUUACAAUCAAUAAUGAGUGAAGCCAGAAGAGCAGCUGCCUAUAAAGCAAAAUAAAUUAAAAGAUCUACAACUAUCAAAUCAAAGUCUAUCCAAUCUAAAAAGGCAAUUGAUAUAGUUUGA